AUGCACCUGGGUCCGCGAACGAGGGCGUCGAACAGAGACCACAGGCACCAAGACUCUGACCGGGAUGGACCUGACUACGAGCGGCGACGGCCCCGACAUGGUGAAGAUGAGCGCGACCAGCGGCGUCCGGACCACCACCGCUCGCGACGGGAUCACGAUUCUCGACGACGCGGAGGUUCUCGUCGGGUAGUAGAGAAUUAUCGAGAAGAUGAACCAGAAGAAGACCAUGUAGUUCAUCAAGAUCGAUACCACGAUCGCGAACGAUCGGAACGCGCGGGGGAGAGAUCAUACAACAGACGCAGCUACAAUGACCACGAUGCGGAAGAACAAAAGCGGCGCCGCGAACGUGAUGCCCAUUGGUUCCAGGAUCAGGAAGAUGAUGAUCCGCGUGCUCUUGCCAAGUAUCGCAGCAGGGAUCAACAUCUACAGCGAGAUCCGCAGCGGUCGGGUGAAGAAGAUGGUGAUGAAAGAAAACGAGGAAGGUCACCAGCAACGUCACCGCUCGCACCACCCCGCCAAGCUCAGACAAGUCUUUUUCAACAACAAGGUAGCACAAAAUCAGGCGUCGGUGGAGGUUCUACGUCCAGUACGAGCAAGUUACCUCCGCAGUUCGUUGCACAACAAGACGAGGCUGGCAGCGCUGCUUCGCGAGAAGUUACCGUCAGCUACCUCGAUGGCGAUAGAACUUCCCGAAUAGGAGAAGACGACCCAAACGUGGACAAUCUGCGCAUGCUGGCCGAGGUGGAACGCAACAUCUUUGAGCAGAACAAAAAGGACCUUGGGGAGGAGGAGGAGGAAGAGGAGGUGGUGGACGACAAAAUCCCCUGCAUCCUCCAGCGAACCCUGCAGGGGCACAAGGGGGCGGUGUACGCCCUGGAGUGGAACAAGACCAAAACCUACCUCCUGUCCGGGGCCGCGGACCGCACCGUGCGACUGUGGAACCCGGCCUCCGGGAUUGCGAUCGCCAAGUACGACGAACUGCAGCGCGAGGAGGUGGUGUCCGUUGCCGUGACCGACGACAGCUCGACAUUCUACGCGGCGGGGUCCGACAAGCACGCCGUGGCCGUGGACGUGACGGAAAAGAAAGUGAUCCGGAAGUUCCAGGGGCACGACAAGCGCCUCACCGUCUGCAAGCUGCUCGGGCGCGAGUCGCAGCUUUUACUGACCGGGAGUCAGGACGGGUGCGUGAAGCUGUGGGACGCGCGGGCCGGCCGCGGGGCCAUCCAGACCCUGGCGGACGCCAAGGACACCAUCACGGACCUCGCGGUGCCGCCCGUCUACGCGAGUUCCAACGUCGAGCUGGGCGCGGAGUUCGUGUCCGCCUCGCUGGACGGCCGCCUCCGCCGCUACGAGCUGCGGGCGGGACUGGUCCAUGUGGACCCGGUGGGCGACCCGUUGUCCCGGGUCAGCUACAGUGGCGACGCGCAGUGCAUCCUGACGUCCAGUCUGUACCACCGCAUCUACCUGUUCGAGAAGGACACCGGGGAGGAGUUGCAACGGUACGAGGGCCAUAGAAACAACGAGUUCCAGAUCCAGAGCAUUCUCGACCCAAAUGAUGCGUACGUGUACAGCGGCAGCGAGGACGGAAAGAUCUUUGUCUGGGAGUUGGUGGACGGGGAGUGCCAGCUGCGGAUCGUGCCGGACGACGACAUCAUGUGGAAGAACAACAUGCUGUCCCUGGCCUUCCAAAACGAGAACUCCCUCGUUUGCGGCGGGAGCGACGGAAAAAUUCGCGUGUUUGGAACGCCCGCGACGGUGCGCAUGGAUGCCGGGUGA
Messenger RNA from Amoebophrya sp. A120, 1776 nucleotides. NCBI's taxonomy places the organism in Eukaryota, Dinophyceae, Syndiniales, Amoebophryaceae. The record is from the annotation of a GenBank genome assembly.